AGAGGGACUGCUUUCACUCCCUAGGGGCCCACAGGCCGAGCUGCCUGAGCCCCUCAGGAGCCGGGGUUUUGUGUAUUGGGUGACACUUGGAAAAGUUUAUGCCCUGCUAGGAGACGGGCAAUGCUUCAGGUAUUUCAUCGUCCUUGUGGUUUCCUGGGUAACCCUGAUAAAUGUGCUGCUCACAGUUUUUCUCCUUUUGAAAUGUGGAUAAUAAGACAUUUCCUUGUGAGAGGUGGGGAGAGAAAAAAGGAAGGAGGAGGAGGAGGUACUUUGUGUAAGUCUGUCCCUUUGAUUUGAUCGUGUUUAUCCAUUUCAUUCGCCCAGAUAUUGAGACUUCUGGUACUUCUUGUUGAGCCCUUCAGAUGUUCCUCUCUAUUAAAUACUUGAUCUUUCUAAGAUGCAGAUGUACGAUGCAAGGAUAGCCCAGGUUAGCUAUUUCAUACUCUCUGUGGAGAGACAGAGCUACAUAACUUUGUCAUUUUGAUUUUUCAGUGGUUUGCUGGCAUUUAUUACGGACUGGCCUUUUCAUUUUGUAACAUAUAUUUGACGGAAAAGAUAGGGAAAGAAAAAGAAUGUUAAAGUCAAGAUGAGGCUCAUGCCACAAGUGACAGGCAGUUCCGAGAGUCUGCUGACACUUGUAUUGAGAGACUAUGAUUUUAAAGGAGGCAUUUCUCACCACAUCAGUGUCCAGCACAGAAAAGUAGGAUUGUUGUGGUUUAGAGGGGGCACACCCUCUGAGUUGUGUUAAUACUGAUUCUUCGUUUUCCUUUAAAACUUGCCUUGCAUGUACAUGUGAACAUGCAUGAGAGCAACUGUGCAGUCAGAUAAACAGGAUGCAGCCUAUCAGAUUUGGAGCUUCACAAUCUCUGUGCUUCAGUGUUCAAAGAACCCAAGAAAACGGCUCGUUCUUUUUUGGUUAUACCUAUAAGUUUUUGUAGUAUAAAUGUGGAUAUAUGAUGCUUUGGAAAACUUACUUUUUCCCUUCGAAAUUUAUCAUGGUGUUUCUUACAUUUCAGAAACAUCCUGGAAUACACAUAUACACUGUUUAUGUACAUGGUUGCAUACACAAAUCACAUGUGCACCUGUGUGUAUGAGAGAGACAUCUGGCAGGUUUCAAAGUCGUGUUUGCUUUUUGAUGCAGUUCAAAGUGUUGAUACCACUAAACUAUGUUGGAUUCUGUAGUUGUGCCUUUUAAAUAAUGUCACUAUUUAAAUAAUGUUUUUCUCAUUCUGCCAUAUAUGGUCAGAGACCCUCUCUUGUCGUAUUGCUCAUUUUUGUUCAAGUUGUGUCAGCCAUGCACCAAAUCUCCAAGACAACUAAUAAAGUUGAACAGAGGUACAUGCUAUAUAUGAACUAGGCCACUGCUCCUCAUAGUGAUAAUUUGCAUAAUUUCUUGCUAUUUCAGCUUGACAGAAUCCCUUAAAUAUUUCUGAGUACUGUAUCCUGGCGCAGUACAGCCUCUACUCUUACCUGGAAUGAGUUCUUAGAGAAGUCUGUUCUGGCAUCACAUGUGUGUAUCUUAACCUGUAGAGCAGUUGGAGCCUUUCUUCUUCCUAUCUACCUGUUGACAGUAAUACAGAGAGAGUCAGAUGCAUGAGGAUUCUCAGGCUGCUCUGAGCCUGGCUUUAGGGAAGUACCUAUCCAGCCUGAACACUCCAAUUCAGACAUCUCACACUGACAGAGAGCGUAGGUUCUAAGGUAACCUGAAUUCUUCACAGUAAAAUGGGAGAGCAAUGGGUGAGCUGUUUCCACCCCAAGUCAUGAACCCGUAUCUUCAGUUUGGCAAAAUAUAAAGGAAAGUGAAUUUUCUUCUCUCUCUUUUAAGAGUAGAGGUUAUGACAGCCUAUUUGUUACUGGAGAUUUUUAGGUUUUGCAGUUUGGAAAUAAACACCCCAAAGAUCAUCUCUAUAUCCAUUGAGUCAUUGUCUGUCUCAAAGGGCUAGCAUUGCUUUGUAUUUAUUACGUAGAUUCAGAAGGGCAGGUGUUCUCAUCUCCAGGGCAGUAUAUGUGGCUAUUGCACACAGUGAUCAAUUCUGGCUCCAUGUCCUCCCCUAAGGACGUAAAACAUGUGCUUACAUUGUGACUACCCCUUUUGGGAUGGAUUUCCCUUAACUGUUCUAAAUCCUGUUUCCUUUUCCUAGUCUAACCCCAUUUCUUACCUGGCUGAGUAGUUUGUCUCCUUUCCAAAGGACCUUUUUCUUCCCACAUUGUCCUGUUUUGCCACCCUCAAUGAGGGCAUCCCUGGUGUCCAGGUGAGGACACUUUGUUCUCACCAUCAAUCAGAUAUGCCUUAACCCUUGGGAUGUCUCCCAUGCCCAAAUUUAGUUCCUUUUCUGCACACUUGCUGACUUCAGUGACAGACUGUUCAUUUUGAAUAUUUUCUCCCAGCUAUUUGUUCUGAUUAACAUUGUAAUCCGGAGGACUUUAUCUUAGCUUUUACUUUAAUAUCAGCUUCUUGCUUCUAUCAAAGAGUGAAAUUCAGCUUUGAGCCUGUGAAUGAGCAUCUUAGAACCCAUAAGGAUAGAAUAUUUGUAGCACUUCAAUAAGAGCUUGAAUGGUUUCAGACUUACCUUAAACCUUUAUUAUGGUAGAACUUGUCAUCAUGGAAACCUUUAUUAUGGAAGAACUUGUCAUCAUGGAAACCUUUAUUAUGGUAGAACUUGUCGUCAUGGAAACCUUUUGGUUUGCUACAUUACAUUUGCCAUAUAGUUCAAUGUGAUGCUGGUUUGUUAGUUUGUCCUCUCAAAGAAAAAUAAUUUAAGGUUUUUCUUACAACUCACAGCCCUACUUGUGCGUGUAACUCUUGGGGUUCCUAGGGAAAGAAGCCUACAGACGUACUCUCAGGCCUAGAUUCUCGAAGAUGGCAGAGUACUGAUGAACUGAAAGACUGUCCCUUGUGCUAUGUCCCGAGCAUGGUAUAUUAUGCCCUUCAUUCUUUUUUGUCUUGACCAUGGCAGACAUGAGAUUGUUGGGACACACACUGGCUUUUGUCUACUGUUUUGCUGCAAAGCUUACAUGUUCUAUUGGAAAUAGUUCCUUUUAUAUAUGACUGGUUUUAUCACUUCUCUCUCUUUCCCUCAUUUCCUCAAGGUAGUCUCAAUACAGUCAUUCACCUGCUGCUUUGAGGGACAGAAACCUAGGCUUAAAUGAACAGACUUGUUACACCAAAAUUUCUUGUUUUAGACUGAAGUAAUGGUUGCAAGUUUUCAAGAUUUUCAGUUUCCUAGGUCUGUGGCUAUGUCAUUCAUUGAGGAUCCUCUUACAACUCAGAAUGGAAAUUAGCUGGCCAGCAUUCAUAUCACUGCUUAUGUUUAUAGCAGCUUUUCUUUGCCCAUUGGAUUAAAAACUUUUGGCGGAAACAAAUCAAGCUUCUCUUUUAAUUAUAUUUGCUCUCUGUCACACCUUAAGGAAAGAACUACAAUUGAUUUCUAAAUGUUGCUGCUAGGUUUUGAGUUGGGCCUUAGUUUUGCUGAAGUACAGUCUUGAGAAUCCAGAAGAUGCUUCUGUUUUAACGUCAGUGUUCAGAAAUCUGUUGUUUUCAUUUUGCUUAAGAGAUAAUCUCUCAACCUUGAUGAUGCCUAAAUCAAUAAAACCAUUAUCCAUGCUGAUGGGUAGUUUGUGACUCAGUUUAUCACUUUGAGCAAGUUUCCAAAUGUGUUUUUCUAAGAACCAAAAAAUAAGUUUUGGGGGUUUUUAUUUUGGUAGUUGUUUUUUGCAGAAUUUGCAUUACUCAGCAAUUGCUAUGAGCAGCAGGUACCUUCAGGGAUCUUAAACUAAAUCCUGUAGUUGUCAGGAUGUACUGAAUUUUUUAUGUAUUCGGCAUCUUCCCUUCAGAAACAUCUCUAGUGUUUGAUGAGUUUUUCCUUUGUUUUGCUUAUGAAUGUAUGUCAUGACUAUAAGAGGUAUAGAGAAUCUUCUUCCUUCUUGCCUUGGCAUUCCAGGUGUUAGUAAACUUGUACUCACCGCUUUUACCCAAAUCCCAAUUAACUCCACAUUUAUUAAGUACCUAUUAUGUACUGUGACCUAAUGCUGAAAGCCGUAGGUAUGCUUUCAAUGAAGACAAGUAAAUGAAUAAUUGCAAACCAGGGCAAUCAAGAAGUAUUCACAAGGUACAUACAAGCCAUGGGAGCGGUCAGUGGGUAAGAGAGAGUUUGGUCUCAGGGAGCCAGAAGAGGCUCCCCAUAGAAAAGGUUUUGAAAGAUAUUUUGGUGUUUAUGAAAGUGAAGAACAGGGUCUUUCCAAGGGACAGGAGAAAUGGUGUGUACAAAGGCCUGGUGGCCUUGGCAAUAGAGUCCCAGGAACUAUACAUAGCUUAGUAUUGCAGAAGCAGAGAGUUGGAAGGGGCAGUACUACACAAUGGUUAAGAGAGUCGUUCUGAAGCCCGUUCACCUGGGUUAACAUCUUAGCCCUAUCAUAUUAGUUAUGUUAACUUCUUUGGACUUUAGUUGCUCCAUCUAUAUAAUAGGGAUAGGUAUUUAUCUUAUAGGAUUGUUUAUAGGAUUUGUAAGAUUAAAAUGUAUUCAUACAUGUAAAAUGCUUAAUGCAAUGACUAGCAUAUAAAAACUCAAUAAGUCUUAGCUGUUAAUAUUAUUACUGUCAUUAUAACAUGAAGAUGAGUGAAGCUGGGGUGGUGGAGUGCUGAGACACUUGACAUUUGAAGGAGUUUGGUUUUGAUACUGUGCUGGGGAGACAUAUCUAGCCACAUUGGGGUUUAGGUCUGGGAGUGGGGAUGAGACCUGGAAGCCAAUUAAUAAGUUCUUAGGGUAGUCUAUUUAAAAGAUUUUGCAGGACUAAAGAAUGAAGUGAGACUGUGCCUUUGAGAGAGAUUAAGGAUAUGUAUGACAUUAAUAGAAGGCAAUGGGCCUUUGGCUCUGAGGGAAGAAGGAUUCCAUGAUGGCCCUGGGAUUUUUGAUUCCAGGAACAAGGGAGAGGGAGGAACCACCUGUACUUAAUGAGAGUGAGGCGGGGGAAGAACAUAUAUUGCGCUUGCACCUUUUAUCCCCUAAAGCUCAGUUAAAUCCACAUUUGUUGAGGAACUAUUAUGUACUGAAUACUGUGGGAUACUUAUUCCUUCAUUCAGCCAAUAUCCUGACCCUGUUUCCCAUGCUGGGAUCCCCACUGUGUCAAGGGACACAGUGAUGUUCAAGAUACAGCACUUGGGCCUCACCAAUAAACAGGUGUCUAACUCAGUCAGUUGCCAAAUUGUGGUCAGUGUUCCAAUGGCUAUAAGCAAGAGCUGAGAUGAGAACAUAACCAUGUGGGGUGGUCAUGGGAGUUACUUCCGGUAAUGUGGUCAGAGAAGGUCUUUUGAGAUGCUAAUAUUUAAGGGAGCCCCAAAGGAUGAGAAAGAACAAUUGUGGGAAGAGUUUGGGGAGAGGCAUCUGGGAACAUCAAUGGCACUGAGACCAGAAAGAAAGAGCCCUCUUGGCAGGCCACUCAGUACAUAAAUCCAGGACACUCAGACAGGCUGUACCAAAAUAAUAAACGUGGAACUCACUAUUAAGACCGUCUGAGAAAUACAUCAGAUUAAUACAUGGGAGAAUUAAAGAUACCCCACUUAAGGAGUAGGCAGAAAUGCAGCAAGGUAUGAGGUACAGGAAAGAGACUUAGUGGGGAAAAGUCCCCUAAGAAGGGAGGGGGCCAGGAGGGUGCUCUCCAGGAAAUCCCAGGAGGAAAAUAGUCAACAUGCCCCAGCACUCCACAGAGAGUUGAAGUGAAGGUGUGUGUUAUAUCGGGCAACUGAGAACUCAUGGAUGACUUCGCAGGAACAGGUGCCUCAGGGUGGGGGCGUUACAACCUAGAAAAGAGUGAAGCAAGGACUUGGAGAACAUGGGUGGUGACCACUCUCUGUGGGCAGCUAAAUAUGGCAGCAACACAGCUAUAAUGGCCUAUCCUCUGCACAUUCAUGGCUGGCCCGUCAGCCCUCUUUUCUGAAUCAUAUCCCCUUACUCAUUGUUGCUCACUUUGUUGUCUGCUUCAUUUCCCAAAUUGGCAAUGACAGUUUCUUUUUCACCUCCCUCUGGAAGCUCAAAUUUCUUCCGUAGCCUUAUGACUGUUCCUUUCUGACAUGUUUGUGAUGGCUGGAGUUUCUCUUGCUGUAAAGCCCUGACUGGGUGUCUCUGGUUCACACACACCACCUGUUGCUCUCCUGAUCCCCUGGUAGUCUAGUCACAGGAGACUGAAGCCUGGCCCCACUUGUUGCUCCUCUCCUCCUCUCCACACCUGACCUGCAGGCUCUGCCCCUCCCUGAGUCCCCACGCCCAUUUCCUCCCACUCCUUGCUUUGCCCAGGCCUGUUUCAUAGCUGCUUCCUUUCAUCCUUGUACUUUGUUUGUGCUCCUGACUGUGUCUUCUGCAGGCAGGACAGGCUUACAAAUUGUGCAGGGCUCACCCUGUUAGUCCUUCUCUCAUUUCUGCUUAGCUCUCAUGUUGCUAAUAUUCCAUGACACUGUCCAGCAACCUGGGCUGCCCUUGCUCCUGACCACCCCUCCCAAGCCUGGUCGGGGAUACCCCUAGAGCAGAGGAGAAAACUGAGUUCCAAGCCCAGAGCUGCCAGCAGCUGAAUGGCUUCUGUUGAGAGCCUGGCUGUCCCAACCAUGGCAGCAUUCUUCAGAUUCUGGGCAUCUAAGUCUUACCAGAUACAAAGGAUGGGAGCAGAAAUAUGCACAGAUCAAAAAUGUUGCUUUUAGCUUCUAGUGUGAAACUUACAGUAGGAGAUCACAGACUGUUUUGCCCCUGGAAUAUGUAGGGGUUUUUGUGAGACAAGAGGGAGGGAGGAAGUGAGGAAAGGAGUGAGAGAGAGAAGGGGAGAGAGAAAUGUGUGAGUGCAAAAAGUAGAUUUCAAAAGGAAUUCAUUAAAAAUAAAACAUGAGAAUUAUGGAGCAUAUGUUGCAUGGUGAGGCAUGGACUAUUCAUUGCUAGUGUGUGUGUCUUCACUCUCAAGUCAAUGGUGGGAGUAGUAUAUUGAUAAAUGUACAGUGACGGGUAGAACAUUAUAUUCUUUAAUGGUUUUGCUUGCUUCUCUUUACGCAUCUAUACUAUUAUCAGAAGCUCAAUACCUUUAAACAGGAAUCAUAAGCUUCAAGAUAGAGACCAUUUGCCUUCUGGGUUAAAGAUUGACAGGUGUUGGGGUCAAGGAAUCAUUUGAGUUCCUGUGUGGAGAUGGCCCAUAGAAGAGGAAGCUUGAAGUAGGACUCAAUCUGAAUAAUUUGGGAAAGUCCUCCUUCUGUUGGUUGAAAUGAAAAUAGCUGGUCUCUCACAGAGAGGGAAACUGGAGGCCCUGGACCUCAGCCUCACCCUCCAUACACACCCAUCUCUAGUGUGAGUAAGCAUGCACAAAGCUAUGUUAAUCUGAGUUGUCUUCACUACCUGUAACUAGUCAUUUGGGAGUGACGUCAUGGUAACUGAGUAAUCCUUUUGAAAGUUAAAUAGUAGAGUCGAGAUGUUAGAAUGGUCCUGGGGCUACCUGGAUGAAAGUAGACACAAAGUGUGCAUAAAAUCGUCUACUAAAAGUAGAGUCAAUAUCUGUCGGUAGGAUCUUGGUUUUUUUGAUAUGUGGCACAUUUUGUGUGCCAGAUCUCUAAAUAAAAGUUUAUACAUUUGUUAAAAUUUGUAGUUCUGGUACUCUCCUAAUUUCCAGGCAGAUAGAAGAAAAGAAAGGAAAAAAUUCCGCUAGGAACAUGGUUGUAAAUUCUGAAAAUGUUGACCUUAAACCUUAAUAGAGUAAAAGACCUGUGGGAAUUUUAGCUACAUUAAUGUCUACUGGACAUGCCUAUUUGAGAAGGUAAUUAUACUAAUCUCACAACUGACAUGUCAUGUUGUUUUGUUUUAAAGAAAGAAAACAUAGCAGAGAAUUUAGGCUUUGAUCAGUACUCGAAGGUAAAAUAGAUUGGCAAGAAGAAUAGGUAGUCAUUAAUGUAUAUCUCUUAUCUAAGCACCCCAUUGCUUACUUUAUUAUAGAAUCCUGGGAAUUUUUACAUUCUGCUUUUUGGUCCUACAUUUAUCAGUGACUAUGAUUUUGUCAGAGUUUGGGGGCUCUUAGCAAACUGUAAUUGCAGAUGCUAGUACAAAGAAAAUGCAGCUCCUGACAUCUGGUAAGCCUACCACCAUUUGUAUUCUGAAGUUCUUGAAUAAGCUUGUAGCUGUUCAAAGUAAGUACCGGCCCCCUGUGCUCCUGGAAAGUUUCUAACCUGACACGGAAGUUCAAGUGGCAGUAUCUUUUGGAGGAAAUAUGUUAGAUUCUGAGUGAAUCACAUGGGUGGAGGGAGUGAGAAACUGAAGAUUGGUGAAAUUUGCUGAGGUCUCCUAGGGUCAUAGAAUUAGAAGGGGAAGAAAGCUGAUGGAUUUACCAGGUCCAUUUUGCCAUAUAAGUAUUUGUUGAAGCUGUCUUUAGUAUGCUUUAUUCUAUCUAAUUUUAAAUGUUACAGUAUAUGUUUAUGUCUCAGACUUUACUGUGUUUCUUCCUUAAGCGUCAUUAUUAGAAUAUUAUCUAGUGAUUGACAAAUUUCGCAGCUAUGAAAUUUGUAGAAAAUCACUGAACCCAUAGCUUACAUAAAAAAUCACUUAUGCAUCUUUCACAUUAAUGUAUUCUAAAAUGCAAUAUGAUGGAUAUGUUUAAAUUGGGAAUUAUAAUAAAUAAAUGUUUUACUUUUAUAGAUGUAUGCAGGGGUUCAGAGAAAAAAAAUUAUGUUUGGCAUGGGAAAAACUCCCAGCUGAAUAAAACACUCGAGGAAAUAUGGUAAAUGAAGCCUUUGUUACUCUAAAACAAUAGCGAUUAAGUGGCUAUUAUGUAAUGUUAUUUCUUAUGUCUGAUUUGAGUGGAUUGUUGAUCUUGGAACUUGAGAUAUAAUUCCUGUAAAAAUAUUACUUUCACUUGGCUAAUCUCAAGACUUUUGAUACCAAAAUCAAAGACUUUUUCAAAUAGAUUACCUAGAUCAGGAACUAAGCUCUGGAGGUACUGAAGCUAUGUCAGAUUUUUUUCCCACGUAAAGACUGAUUUUAUGUACUUGCUAUUCCCCAUCCUAGUACCCAUCCAGAUAAAUACAAGUAAUUUGCUAACCCCAAAACUGGUUGAUUGUAAAAUUAACCUAGGCUUGCUCAGCCACUGCAAAGGGCAGACAUGCAGCAAAACGACUGAUAGGCACAUCAACUGCCUUGGCAAGUUGAAUGGAUGAUUCUAAGUUUGCAUUUCCAUAGUAGGUCCCCAAACAGAAGGAUUUCUCAUCUUUGAUCUCAAAUGGCCUUAGUGACCAGUGGAGCUAAACAGAUGUGGGAUAGUUUAGGUGGUUUAGGUAGUAGUUUUUGUUACAGAUUCUGUAAAAUAAGACUCUAAGCUUAUGAAUCCUAAUUUCCUAUAUGUUUUAGGAUUUGAUGUCUGGGGUUACAUAUUUGAACCAUAGAAUAAAAGUUGCUAUAUUUUUACUGUGUGACCUCUAAAAUUUAUAUGUAGCAUUCUUUCUCAGUAGAUGCCUUCUCUCCUGUGUAGUUCAGGCCAGUUAGCCUCUGAAAUCAAGGAUUUUUUAAGCUGAAAACUCAAUAGUGGUUUUCUUAACAUUGGAAUCCAGGCUUAAGAUCAGAGACCUGCUCUCUUCAGUCCAGUUGUUGGAUCUUAGUGCUUUUAAUGCUAUUUUACCAACAUAGCCAUGGGCAAAAUGCCAUUUUAGCAGAUAGACUUCAUUUUUCUGUAACAUUGUGAUUGAUUAUGUAUUACUUGAUGGCUUCCUAUAAAGGAAGCUCUUUAAUCAAGAGCAAUUGUGGUUUUUCUUACCUUUUGAGAUUUAACCUUACAAUUAGUCUACCGUCUCACAUCAGACCUAGGGUGUUUUGGGGGUCUAAAGGUACAGAUAUUGAACUGGUUAGAUAUUAAUAUGAUACACCUUUUUGAUACCAUUUCUAGGAUAUAGAAACAUUCCAUGGAAUGGGUCCUAGGUUGAAAAUCCAUGAGGGAAAAGGGUUCUGACUCUUGGCACUGAUAAACACAUUCAGAAAUGUUGUAUUCAAGCCAGAAUAAAUAUAUAUACCCUUUAUACUUUUUUUCAGUUAGCAGAAGUUACAUCUAAACACUUAUUUUGGCAUUAAGGAAGCUCGUCAUGACCUAUUGUUCCAGAAAGAUUAUAGUCUUCGUUUUAAGCCAGUUCUUUAGUUCCCAUGCAAGUGGCAUGCCCAGCCUGGAGCUGAAGAAACAACCCCUGCUUUUCAGACCUUCUAUUCUUAUAGGUGUGUCCAGCAGGCAGUGGCUUGUAGCUGUUCCUUCAGCCACUUAACAGGUUUGAUUUCAAAGCUUUUUAAUAGAGAAACUAACAUGUUUGGAGGGGAUUCAUGGCCCAACAUUUAUGGAUUUUGUUGGGAAGUCUCAGUUGCCGAACAAGCAACCGGAAAAGCUUGAUAGGCAAUGGGCAGUCACCAGCAUUGCCUCGACCACACUCACCUCUCUCUGCUCAUGCAGGAAAUAGCCCCCAAGAUAGUCCAAGAAAUUUCUCCCCCAGUGCCUCAGCCCAUUUUUCAUUUGCACGGAGGACUGAUGGACGCCGCUGGUCAUUGGCUUCUCUCCCUUCCUCUGGCUAUGGGACAAACACACCCAGCUCUACGGUCUCUUCAUCCUGUUCCUCCCAGGAGAAGUUGCACCAGUUACCAUACCAACCAACGCCGGAUGAGUUACACUUCUUAUCGAAACAUUUCUGUACCACUGAAAGCAUCGCCACUGACAACAGAUGCAGGAACACGCCGAUGCGCCCCCGUUCCCGAAGUCUGAGCCCUGGACGUUCACCCGCCUGCUGUGACCAUGAAAUAAUUAUGAUGAACCAUGUCUACAAAGAAAGGUUCCCAAAGGCUACUGCUCAGAUGGAAGAACGUCUAAGGGAAAUUAUCACCAGCUACUCUCCUGACAAUGUUCUACCCCUAGCAGAUGGAGUGCUUAGUUUCACUCACCACCAGAUUAUUGAACUGGCUCGAGAUUGCUUGGAUAAAUCCCACCAGGGCCUCAUCACCUCACGAUACUUCUUUGAAUUACAGCACAAAUUAGAUAAGUUGCUACAGGAGGCUCAUGAUCGUUCAGAAAGUGGAGAGUUGGCAUUUAUUAAACAACUAGUUCGAAAGAUCCUAAUUGUUAUUGCCCGCCCUGCUCGGUUACUAGAGUGCCUGGAGUUUGAUCCGGAAGAAUUUUACUACCUAUUGGAAGCAGCAGAAGGCCAUGCCAAAGAAGGACAGGGUAUUAAAACUGACAUUCCCAGGUACAUCAUUAGCCAACUAGGACUCAAUAAGGAUCCCUUGGAAGAAAUGGCUCAGUUGGGAAACUACGAUAGUGGGACAGCAGAAACACCAGAAACAGAUGAAUCAGUGAGUAGCUCUAAUGCCUCCCUGAAACUUCGAAGAAAACCUCGGGAAAGUGAUUUUGAAACGAUUAAACUGAUUAGCAAUGGAGCCUAUGGGGCAGUCUACUUUGUUCGGCAUAAAGAAUCCCGGCAGAGGUUUGCCAUGAAGAAGAUUAAUAAACAGAACCUAAUCCUUCGAAACCAGAUCCAGCAGGCCUUUGUGGAACGAGAUAUCCUGACUUUCGCAGAAAACCCCUUUGUUGUCAGCAUGUAUUGCUCCUUUGAAACAAGGCGCCACCUUUGCAUGGUCAUGGAGUAUGUGGAAGGGGGAGACUGUGCUACUUUAAUGAAAAACAUGGGUCCUCUCCCUGUUGAUAUGGCCAGAAUGUACUUUGCUGAGACAGUCUUGGCCUUGGAAUAUUUACAUAAUUAUGGAAUCGUACACAGGGAUUUGAAACCAGACAACUUGUUGGUUACCUCCAUGGGGCACAUAAAGCUGACAGAUUUUGGAUUAUCUAAGGUGGGACUAAUGAGCAUGACUACCAAUCUUUAUGAGGGUCAUAUUGAGAAGGAUGCUCGAGAGUUCCUGGAUAAACAGGUCUGUGGCACACCUGAAUACAUUGCACCAGAAGUGAUUCUGAGGCAGGGUUAUGGAAAGCCGGUGGACUGGUGGGCCAUGGGGAUUAUCCUCUAUGAAUUUCUGGUUGGAUGCGUGCCAUUCUUUGGGGAUACUCCAGAAGAGCUAUUUGGACAAGUCAUCAGUGAUGAGAUCAACUGGCCUGAGAAGGAUGAGGCACCCCCACCUGAUGCCCAGGAUCUGAUCACCUUACUCCUCAGGCAGAAUCCCCUGGAGAGGCUGGGAACAGGUGGUGCAUAUGAGGUCAAACAGCAUCGGUUCUUCCGUUCUUUAGACUGGAACAGUUUGCUGAGACAGAAGGCAGAAUUUAUUCCCCAACUGGAAUCUGAGGAUGACACAAGUUAUUUUGAUACUCGGUCUGAGAAGUAUCAUCAUAUGGAAACGGAAGAAGAAGAUGACACAAACGAUGAAGACUUUAAUGUGGAAAUAAGGCAGUUCUCUUCAUGUUCACAUAGGUUUUCAAAAGUUUUCAGCAGUAUAGAUCGAAUCACUCAGAAUUCAGCAGAAGAGAAGGAAGACUCUGGGGACAAAACCAAAAGCACAACCCUGCCAUCCACAGAAACACUGAGCUGGAGUUCAGAAUAUUCUGAAAUGCAACAGCUAUCAACAUCCAACUCUUCGGAUACUGAAAGCAACAGACAUAAACUCAGUUCUGGCCUACUUCCCAAACUGGCUAUUUCAACAGAGGGAGAACAAGAUGAAGCUGCCUCCUGCCCUGGAGACCCCCAUGAGGAGCCAGGAAAGCCAGCCCUUCCUCCUGAAGAGUGUGCCCAGGAGGAGCCUGAGGUCACCACCCCAGCCAGCACCAUCAGCAGCUCCACCCUGUCAGUUGGCAGUUUUUCAGAGCACUUGGAUCAGAUAAAUGGACGAAGCGAGUGUGUGGACAGUACAGAUAAUUCUUCAAAGCCAUCCAGUGAACCCACUUCUCACAUGGCUCGGCAGCGAUUAGAAAGCACAGAAAAAAAGAAAAUCUCGGGGAAAGUCACAAAGUCCCUCUCUGCCAGUGCUCUAUCCCUCAUGAUCCCAGGAGAUAUGUUUGCUGUUUCCCCUCUGGGAAGUCCAAUGUCUCCCCAUUCCCUGUCCUCGGACCCUUCUUCUUCACGAGAUUCCUCUCCAAGCCGAGAUUCCUCAGCAGCUUCUUCCAGUCCACAUCAGCCGAUUGUGAUCCAUAGUUCAGGGAAGAACUAUGGCUUUGCCAUCCGAGCCAUCCGGGUGUAUGUGGGAGACAGCGACAUCUAUACAGUGCACCAUAUCGUUUGGAACGUAGAAGAAGGAAGUCCAGCAUGCCAAUUAGGACUGAAGGCUGGAGAUCUUAUCACACACAUCAAUGGAGAACCGGUGCAUGGACUUGUCCACACAGAAGUUAUAGAGCUCCUACUGAAGAGUGGGAAUAAGGUGUCAAUCACUACUACCCCAUUUGAAAACACAUCAAUCAAAACUGGACCAGCCAGGAGAAACAGCUAUAAGAGCCGGAUGGUUAGGCGGAGCAAGAAAUCCAAGAAGAAAGAAAGUCUCGAAAGGAGGAGAUCUCUUUUCAAAAAGCUAGCCAAGCAGCCUUCUCCUUUACUCCACACCAGCCGAAGUUUCUCCUGUUUGAACAGAUCCCUGUCGUCGGGCGAGAGCCUCCCAGGUUCCCCCACUCAUAGCUUGUCUCCCCGGUCUCCAACGCCAAGCUACCGCUCCACCCCCGACUUCCCAUCUGGUACUAAUUCCUCCCAGAGCAGCUCUCCGGGUUCUAGUGCCCCCAAUUCCCCAGCGGGGUCCGGGCAUAUCCGGCCUAGCACCCUCCACGGUCUGGCACCCAAACUCAGCGGGCAGCGGUACCGGUCUGGGAGGCGAAAGUCGGCUGGCAACAUCCCGCUGUCCCCACUGGCCCGGACGCCUUCUCCAACCCCGCAACCCACCUCCCCUCAGCGGUCACCGUCCCCUCUUCUGGGACACUCACUGGGCAAUUCCAAGAUCGCCCAAGCCUUUCCCAGCAAGAUGCACUCCCCGCCCACCAUCGUCAGACACAUCGUGAGACCCAAGAGCGCAGAGCCCCCCAGGUCCCCACUGCUCAAGCGUGUGCAGUCCGAGGAGAAGCUGUCGCCCUCCUACAGCAGUGACAAGAAGCACCUGUGCUCCCGCAAGCACAGCCUGGAGGUUACCCAGGAGGAGGUGCAGCGGGAGCAGUCCCAGCGCGAGGUGCCACUGCAGAGCCUGGACGAGAACGUGUGCGAUGCGCCGCCGCUCAGCCGCGCCCGCCCGGUGGAGCAAGGCUGCCUGAAACGCCCGGUCUCCCGGAAGCUGGGCCGCCAGGAGUCAGUAGAUGACCUGGACCGCGACAAGCUGAAGGCCAAGGUGGUGGUGAAGAAACCAGAUGGCUUCCCAGAGAAACCGGAAUCCCACCAGAAAUCCCACGGACCCGGGAGUGAUUUGGAAAACCUAGCUCUGUUUAAGCUGGAAGAAAGAGAGAAGAAAAUCUAUCCAAAGGCUGUGGAGAGGUCAAGUCCUUUUGAAAACAAAGUGGCCCUGCAGGAAACGCCACCGCUGGGCAGCCUGCUGAAGGAUGCUCUUCACAAGCAGGCCAGCGUGCGCGCCAGCGAGGGUGCCACCUCCGAUGGCCCAGCCUCUGCAGAGCACAGCCAGGGUGGCGGGGACUUCAGACGGGCCCCUGCUCCUGGCACCCUCCAGGAUGGUCUCUGCCACUCCCUCGACAGGGGCAUGACCGGCAAGGGGGAAGGCACAGAGAAGGAGCUUCUCCGAUGUGAGAAGUUAGACAGCAAGCUGGCCAACAUCGAUUACCUGCGAAAGAAAAUGUCACUGGAGGACAAAGAGGACAAUCUCUGCCCUGUGCUGAAGCCCAAGAUGACAGCUAGCACCCACGAAUGCCUGCCAGGGAACCAAGUCCGACCCAUGGGUGGGCCGCAGGAGCCCCCACCAGCCUCUGAGAGCCGAGCUUUUGUCAGCAGCACUCAUGCAGCUCAGAUGAGCACCGUUUCUUUUGUUCCCCUCAAGGCCUUAACUGGCCGGGUGGACAGUGGAGCAGAGAAGCCUGGCCUGGUUGCUCCUGAGUCCCCUGUUAGGAAGAGCCCCUCCGAGUAUAAGCUGGAAGGGAGGACUGUCUCAUGCCUCAAGCCGAUUGAGGGCACUCUGGACAUUGCUCUCCUGUCUGGACCUCAGGCCUCCAAGACAGAACUGCCUUCCCCGGAGUCUGUACAGAGCCCCAGUCCAGGUGGUGACGUGGGGCCCUCUGUGCCACCAGCUCUCCCCAGCGGCAGUGGGAAAAAGAGUGAAACUGCCAGUGCAAGAGAGCUUUCUCCUGCCGGUUUAAAGAUGAAUAAAUCCUACCUGCUUGAGCCUCGGUUCCUGCCCCCCAGCCGCAGUCUCCAGAAUUCACCAGCAGUUUCCCUGCCCUGCCCAGAGUUAAAGAGGGACAGGAAAGGUCCCCAUCCUACUGCCAGGAGCCCUGCAACUGUCGUGGAAAGCAAUCCCCAACAGAGAGAGGGAAGUUCCCCCAAACACCAAGACCAUACCACGGACCCCAAGCUUCUAACUGGCCUGGGGCAGAACCUGCAUGCUGACCUGGCCAGGCCCCGUGGCCCACUCCCACCGGAAGUUUCCCCCUCAAGGGAGAAGCCAGGCCUGAGGGAAUCUGCUGAAAGAGGCCCUUCCACAGCCAGAAGUGAGCGGUCUGCCUCGAGGGCUGACAUAUGCAGAGACCCCUGCAUGCAGCUGUGCUCUCCAGAAACUGCUAAAACCAGUGACAACUCCAAAAAUCUCCCCUCUGUGGGAGGGACCCACCCACAUUUCUACACACAGACACAGGCCAUGGAGAAAGCAUGGGCUCCGGCUGGGAAAACGAACCACAAAGAUGGUCCAGAUGAGGCAAGGCCCCCGUGCAGAGAUGACUCCUCUCUACACUUGGCUGGAACUCCCUGUGAGAGGGAGCUGGGCAAGGGGAGGCAUGGCGUGGAAACCAAGCCUGACGUCCCUCCUGCCAGGCGGUCUCUGCAGCCACCUGGAAUUGAGAGUGGGAAGAGUGAAAAACUCUCCAGUUUCCCAUCUGUGCAGAAAGAUGGUGCCAAGGAACCUGAAAGGAAGGAGCAGCCUCUGCAAAGGCAUCCCAACAGUAUCCCUCCACCCCCUCUGACGGCCAAAGACUUGCCCAGCCCCGCUGCCAGGCAGCCUUGCAAUUCCCCGAGCCACGCCUCUGGCAGAGGGCCAGGGGCGAAGCCCAGCGCCCCAGAGCCCAGCCCGAGCCCCCAGGACCCUCCCAAGCCCGUUGCUGCACACAGUGAAAACAGCAGCCACAAGCCGCGGCCUGGCCCUGACCCAAGUCCUCCAAAAUCUAAGCACCCUGACCGAUCCCUCUCCUCGCAGAAACCAAGUGUUGGGGCCACCAAGGGCCAGGAGCCUGCCAUUCAGUCCGUCGGUGGCUCUAGCAGAGAGGGGAAGGGCCACAGUAGGAGUGGGCCGGAUGUGUUUCCCGCUACCCCAGGCUCCCAGAACAAAGCCAGCGGUGAGGUCGGCCAGGGAGAAAGUGGGCCCUCUGUCCGUCUGCACACUGACGGGGGUCCUCUAGACAGCAAGCCACAACCCGCCAGUGGUGGGCGGCCCCUGGAGGUGUCGGAGAAGCCCAUGCAUUUGCCAAGGCCGGGACACCCAGGACCCAGUGAGCCAGCGGACCAGAAACUGACCAGUGUCGGUGAAAAGCAAACCCUGUCUCCAAAGCACCCCAAACCAUCCACUGUGAAAGAUUGCCCGGCGCUGUGCAGGCAGACAGACAAAAGCCCGAGUCAGCCGGCCGCCACCACCGACAGGAGGGCGGAAAGGAAGAAAUGCACCGAAGCACUUUAUGCUCCAGCGGACGGCGACACGCUCGAGGCCAGCCUUGCCUUUGCGCACGGCGAGGCCCGGCUGAAAGGCGCAGAGCGGCCAGCCGCGGGGGUGGGGAAGGGUUUCCCGGAGGCCAGAGGGAAAGGGCCCGGUCCCCAGAAGCCGCCGGCGGAGGCAGACAAGCCCAGCAGCGUGAAACGGUCCCCCUCAGCCACUGGGCAGAGUUCUUUGCGAUCCAUGGCCCUCCCGGAAAAGCCUCUGAACUGCUCCUCCAGCUUCCCUGAAACCAGGCCGGGAGUUCGAGAGGCCUCUACAGCCUGCAGCGACACCUCUUCUGACAAGGCCGCCGGGGGCGCGCCGGAGCCCCCAGCCUCCAGCAACAGGAACCAUAGGAAGGCUCAGCCUGCAGGGGAGGGCCGAACCCACAUGACAAAGAGCGACUCCCUGCCCUGCUUCCGGGUCUCCACCCUGGCUCUGGAGUCACACCACCCCGACCCAAACACCAUGGGCGGAGCCAGCCACCGGGACAGGGCUCUCUCGGUGACUGCCACCGUAGGGGAAACCAGAGGGAAGGACCCUGCCCCAGCCCAGCUUCCCACAACGAGGAAACAGAACGUGGGCAGAGAUGUGACCAAGCCAUCCCCAGCCCCAAACACGGACCGCCCCAUCUCCCUUUCUAAUGAAAAGGACUUUGUGGUACGGCAGAGGCGGGGGAAAGAGAGUUUGCGUAGCAGCCCUCACAAAAAGGCCUUGUAAGGGGCGGGCCCCGGGCAGGACUGUGGAGACCCGUCCUGAAUGGGCGACUGUGUCUUGACUACCUUUCGAAACCAGCACUGUGUGGGAAUGUCCGCCAGGCAGAGCUCAGAGCCUCAUUGAGAAAGGGGAGAGAGAAAGACAAAGAGGGGCCCUUCUUCCAGAUGCCUUCCCAGUUGUAACCGGUAAAUCUGUUACCAGAUAGUGUUUGUACAAAAAACAAAAACAAAAAAAUUACCUUUACAGUUGAGGGUUGCUGAGGAGAAAGAUUCUCUCUGUAAAUAUAUAGCACCGUGUUUGGUUUGGGAUGUAGAGUCUAUACCUGGCUGCUGAUUGAGUCGUUUACUACAGCUUUUUUUAAAUAAGAUUUUUGCUUUACCAUUUAUCAUAAUGUAGUAAUGAAGCAAAAUGGUCAAAAUUGGGUGUGUGUGAACAGAGAUAAUCCAUAUUCGUGUAUAUACACAUCCACCUACAUGUUUUGGUCUGUGGUUUAAGAGAAUAUUUCAAGUUUCCAUUUUUAUAAGCUAAAACAUCUGAAGUAAAGAUGGAAGAAAGCCCUAAACACAGUAGAUUGAGUUUUUAUGUGUGUUUUAACCAGAGUUUCUGAUAGUACUGUAUCUGGCUACCUUUAUUUCCAGAUCUAAAGCAAGAACUACUCUACUGCAUUUGAAAUCCUCCUCCAUUAGGAAUGGCCAGGACAAAUGGAACUAGCCAGUUUCCUUCCACAGCCAUCCCAAUGGACACUUGAUCCCUGGUCCAACUAUCUAAAAGGCCAGUUGGUCUUACCUGUGGAUGUGUAUGUCUGGUCUUCACCUGAGGUAGAGUGGGGACAAUAAACACACAUCAACUUUCUUUUGAUUUUCUUUCUUUUCCUGCUUUUCAAACUCUUAAACUCAGGCCUUUAUGCUGUGAGUGACUAGUCCAAGAAGCACACAUUUUGUAGUAGUCCUGCACCAGCCCUGCUCUUGAAUAAAAAGGAAAAUUACUGGCUGCACCCAAAUCUUCUAGUACUUAAGUCAGGAAAUGAGCAUCAGGCAUUGGAAGAGGUUUUAAAUUUGCUUUUUAGAGGAAAAGAACUGGGGGUGGAUUUUGGCAUCGUAGCAUACAUAUUAAUAAGGAAUAAUCAGGACAUUAGAUACAUUUUAAUACAUAGCUGGGGCCUUAUGUUGUAGAUGAAGCUUGCUGUUUUUAGCAAGUUCCUGGGUUUCACAUUCAUUUCUGAUGCAUCUAGUAGCUCCAUACAUUUCAUAACCUGAUCUCUUUAUUUGUAUGCCAAAAAUACUGUCUUAAUAAAGAGCAGCAUUUUUGUAACAAAGAGACUCAUUGGAGCUAUUUGGUGCUUGAAUGUGACCAUCCUUUUUACUUUUGCUAAGCCUUAUUUAAAUUUUGUAUACCGUGGAAUAUGUAGAAUUUGUCAAAUCAUUUUAGUGCCGAAGGUUUUGGAUUUUUUGUUUCCAUUUUUGUUGUUGCAGUUUCUUUUUUUGGUGGCUUGUUUUGUGUUGUAAGAUGGCACUUGCUGAUGUAAGUACUAAGGCACUAAGAGAAAAUACAGAUAAGUAUUUAUAAGAUGCUUGGGAACCAUAGCAGAAUUUUUUUUUGUUCUGUAAGAGAAAAAAAAUCACCAAUAAAUAACUAAUCUAGCACCCAGACUCCCUUGGGGAUGUCUUAGUAUCUUCAGGCUAUAAAAUUGUUCAUCUAAACACAGCAUCAUCUGAUGGCCGUAUGGAUUGUAAAUCUUCUAGUAAAGCUGUAAACUCCACUCUGAAAACAAAGGCAUAAUUUAACCGGCUGCUCAGUUGUCCUUCAUUAUAAAAUGAGUUGGCAUUGGCAAAAUGGAAAAAAAAAAGAAAAAGAAAAGCCUCCUCCUUACCCCUAAUUUUUUUCCAUAUGGUUUUAGCCAUUCCCCAUGACUACAUUGUGAAGCUGUUAAAAACAGAAAUAUUUUACAAGAGCUUAAAUGGGUUUCAAAACUGGUCUCAACGUUUAUAAUACAUAUCUGUGUUUGGCAGUUGUCAUAACUCAGUCCUUCUACAUUCAGCCAUUGGGACAGGUCUAUCGGGGAGGUAGUUCAUGGUUUACAAGCCUUUGCUUUUUAACUGUCCAAUUUCCUUUAAAGCACAACUAGCUAUUUGUUUACAAAUGAUAUUUUUAUGUAUAUUUUGUAUAGUGUAUCAUCAUUUUUGCCAAAUAUGUUUUUCAUUAUGAAUGAGUAAAGAGUACUUAAGGUUGCAUUCAUGUAUUACCUGUUCGUUGUCGUAAACCUCUCCAAUCAGCUGGUAGAAAUUCUCCUCAUUGUGUUCUAUUUGGUCAGUCUCUGUGUGAUUGUAGGAUGUGCUCCUUGGUAGUACUCCCAGCUGUAGAUUUACCAGCUUAAAAGUUUGUUAGGAUCUGUGCAAUAAAGUGUUUGCAGUCUUAUUUUCUCUAAGAAAUUCCUUAUGGAUGUCAUAAUUGUUGUAUAUUGAACAAAAUAUUUAUACUUAUGCAGUUGCAUAACAUUGAAAUAAAAAUUUAGCAUGAAA
Messenger RNA from Callithrix jacchus (white-tufted-ear marmoset), 20035 nucleotides. RefSeq names its product microtubule associated serine/threonine kinase family member 4 (gene MAST4). The record is from RefSeq and is a predicted model, not a curated record. NCBI's taxonomy places the organism in Eukaryota, Metazoa, Chordata, Mammalia, Primates, Cebidae. Gene Ontology annotation, molecular function: magnesium ion binding; protein binding; ATP binding. Gene Ontology annotation, biological process: cytoskeleton organization; intracellular signal transduction; peptidyl-serine phosphorylation.